Messenger RNA from Aptenodytes forsteri (emperor penguin), 7099 nucleotides. RefSeq names its product SET domain containing lysine methyltransferase 7 (gene SETD7). NCBI's taxonomy places the organism in Eukaryota, Metazoa, Chordata, Aves, Sphenisciformes, Spheniscidae. Gene Ontology annotation, biological process: regulation of DNA-templated transcription. The record is from RefSeq and is a predicted model, not a curated record. Gene Ontology annotation, molecular function: protein binding; histone H3K4 monomethyltransferase activity. The coding region runs from base 371 to 1057 and encodes 228 amino acids. Gene Ontology annotation, cellular component: chromosome. The transcript has 7 exons.
UCUAGAUGAUGAUGGGUUGCCACAUGGAUUCUGUACAGUCACCUAUUCAUCAACAGACAGAUUUGAGGGAAACUUUGUGCAUGGAGAAAAGAAUGGCCGCGGCAAGUUCUUCUUUUUUGAUGGAAGCACCCUGGAAGGGUACUAUGUUGAUGACGCCCUGCAAGGCCAGGGAAUCUACACUUACGAGGAUGGAGUGGUCCUUCAUGGCACAUAUGUGGAUGGAGAGCUGAAUGGACCGGCCCAGGAGUAUGACAGUGACGGGCGGCUGAUAUUCAAAGGGCAGUAUAAAGACAACAUUCGACAUGGAGUUUGUUGGAUUUAUUACCCGGAUGGAGGCAGCCUUGUAGGAGAAGUGAAUGAAGAAGGGGAGAUGACUGGAGAGAAAAUAGCCUAUGUGUACCCUGAUGGAAAGACUGCAUAUUCUGGAAAGUUCAUAGAUGGAGAAAUGAUAGAAGCAAAACUGGCAACUCUGACAUCUGCAGAGGAUGGGAAACCUCAGUUUGAAGUAGUACCAGGCAGCCCAGUAUACAGUUUUGACAAAUCUACUUCAUCCUGCAUUUCUACAAAUGCACUUCUUCCUGAUCCUUACGAGUCAGAGAGGGUGUAUGUUGAUGUCUCUCUCAUUUCCAGUGCUGGAGAAGGAUUAUUUUCAAAAAUAGCAGCAGAAGCCAGUACAGUUAUGUCCUUUUACAAUGGAGUGCGAAUUACACACCAGGAGGUAGACAGCAGAGACUGGGCCCUCAAUGGAAAUACAAUAUCCCUGGAUGACGAAACAGUCAUAGACGUGCCAGAGCCCUACAACCACGCCGCCAAGUACUGUGCCUCGCUGGGGCAUAAGGCCAACCAUUCUUUCACUCCUAACUGCAUCUAUGACCCGUUUGUUCAUCCUCGUUUUGGGCCUAUCAAGUGUAUCCGUACCAUCAGGGCUGUGGAGAAGGAUGAAGAAUUAACAGUGGCUUACGGAUACGAUCACAACCCCGUUGGGCAAAACGGGCCAGAAGCACCGGAGUGGUACCAGCUGGAACUGAAAGCUUUCCAGGCUGCCCAGCAAAAGUGAAACGGGAGCUCCUUCUCCAUUCAGCAAACUGAAAUAGAAACUUGGAUCUAUGCACUACCUUUAUACUGAAAACUGGACAACCAGGGAUUGUUCAUGCUGUUGCAUCAUAACUUUGCAUUCUGUGUUAAGAGAUAAGUUUCUUGCAUACUAACUAGGUUUGACUGUGUUACUCAUAGCAGAUUUAAAAUUAGCUAAUGUUGCACCAGUCUUAUCUGGAGAAAUUAUUUAAUAUUCUAUACGAGACGUGAUAUUCUUUGGUAGCUUCUGCUUUUGCACCAUAUGCAAAGAUGCCAAAAGACUAGACAGAAAACUAAAAUGGGUAUAUCGUUCACUUUUAGUCGGCAGACUUAGUGUUGCUCUCUAUCUGCCUAGGCAUUAUUGUGCAACUGCAUUUUGCAUAUAUGCCACUUGUGAUGAUAACAGUAAUAUUUUGAUAUUCUCUAAUAGUAGCAUAAUUUUGCCUUUUUAAACCUUUGAUCUGAAUCUUGCAAUAGAGCAGUUUAUUUAUUAGCAUAUAGGAGGCUGGGUUUUAACUCCCCUUUCCUCUUGUCUGAACGUUGUUCUUUCUACAAAUCCUCUUUUGCAGGAGAAAAUCCUUUCUAACUAGUGGAAAGGCUUGUGUGUGUAUGUGAGAGUGCUGUGUGUUGGUCUCUGUGGCUCUCUAAAUAGUAUAGCAACAUGUCCAAACCUAAUAUUUAUCUAGCCUUUACGGCUGGCUUAUUUUAUUUAAUUUAUGAUUAUGACACGCAAAUGAAGCUGUUCUUUGCAUGAAGAUUUUCUGAAAGGAGAAAACGGAUUCACUUUUCGAAGGACUUUCAGAAGUACGUGUUCUGGAAGGCAAGCACAUUACUUGCAUUAGUGUCCAUGAGUUGGUUUGUGUGUUUCACCUGUUAAAGUGGCCAGUUCUCGAGGCAAAAAUUCUAGCAAUGAGAUGCUUACAUCUCACGUGAAUUCUCUUAAAGGAGGUGUAUGUAUUUGAGGGCAGGCUGUAGUACUUGGUUAAGGAGAGCUAUCUUUUGUAUGUGUUCAGUUGACAAAGAAUAUAGCCUUGUAGCCAUCUCUUAGUAGUACUGGUUUAAGACACAGUAAAUUAAUAUAGUAUGAGAUAUCAAAAUAAGAUUAAAAAAAUAAAGUGAAAAGAUUGUUUUUGAAAGACAAACAAUGAAUGUAAAAACAUCACUCACCGCUCAUAUUUAGAAACAGCAGUCGAUCCAUAGCUUUGUUGCAGCCAAUAGCGGGGGCUUGUGAAUAUUCACCUGCAGGGCUGUGUUCUGGGUUUUUUCAGGGGUAGGGAAAUCGUUGUGCAUUUUUUCAGAUACAUUACUGGUCUUGCCUAAUGCUGUAUUAGAGAGAAAUAAUGUAUCAUCUCGGUCUGGAUGCUGGAGCCCUUCUGAGACUCCGAUGCUCUCUUUUGGGUUUAGCAGCUUAGGAAAAACUCAAAUGCAUUUGCAACACUUUCUUUCAAUGUUUGUAGUUUAAAAAGAGUUUGUAUAUAUGUAACAUAAAGGAUUUGGAAAUCAGACCUACCUUUCUAUUGCAACACAUUUUGGUGGGUUGCUUGAACGGUUGGAGGUGCCUCGCUGUCUGGGGAGCUAGACAUGGAGAAUGUGUUGGGUUGGUACCUGCAAGUGGAAGGAUGAGGUUGCUGCUUUGUGCAGUCUGAGAAGCCUUGCUUUGGUACCUGUACAAAGGUAGGAAUUAUUAAUAACAACCUCUCUAACUUGGGGCUCUGUUUAGUCCCUGUGACUGAUCACAAACCUUUUCCAGCACCUCACCAUUUAAGCUUGCACAAAAGCUACUCCGUGCAUGUGCUGGGGGGGGAGGGGAGGGGGCAAGUAGGCUCAGGGCUUUUUGACACUCUUCCAGCAGUGAUCUGAAUGUGAGCUUUAACACCACUCAUCUCCUUGUGCUGGAGACUCAGGCCACAGCUCUGCUUCUCGUCCAAGGCAGGUGGCUGGCAGAGGUGACAGCUCAGGGACUCAGCUGAGUGUGCAGAGACAGAACUGAGCCUCACAGGUGAGGGAGAAUUGUCAAAGGCCAAUUGGCAGCACAACUUCAGCAAGUGAACCUCAAAAAGAAAUAUGCAUGUCUUGAUCUUUCCCUGCCUGCCCACAGGUCAUUAUUUUAGAUCAUUGCUGUUUCAGCCAUUUGCAGAAAAGCGCGCCUCUCUGGUAGGAAGCUGUUGUGUGCACCUUGUGGAUUAUUCUGCCAGGACCAUGAAGUUUGCAAAGCUGAAGCUUGUGUUUAAGCGCAGGGAAGAGGAGAGGGAAGAUAUGUGACUGAACCCUGCUGUAAAUGGAUGGUAACUCCUUCCACAGUCUUGAUAACCUGCUUUGGACUGCUGGCCUCUUUGUGCCUGCUAGAGAAUCAUGCUUAAAAUGUUCUGAUCUCUAGAGUUCCUUUGGCUUCAUUCCUGAUCAGUGUCCGAUUCCUCUGCUAUCUCCUCUUCGUGUGGAGUUGCUUAUGUUUUAAUAGAUUUGUCAGUCUUCAUGUUGCCUGAUUUUUGAGAUAAAUACAAGGUAGGUGCUCUUUGCACAUCAGGUUUGAAGGUUGCAUCCUAAAACAGGGAAAUUCUAGGAAAAAAAAAAGGCACUGAGGUAUGCUCUGUGUGUUCUCAAAAGUUGUUAAUUUGGUGACAGUCAGGCAGAUUCUCUUGCUCUUGCAUAUGCUUGUAGCCUGGUAGUAUGCCACGGCUGUGGCUAUUGUCUCCGUUAGCUCUACUGUCUUUUUUUCUCUCUACUCUGUUAAAAUCUAUCGGUCCUCCUAUAGAUACCUUCUUCGGUGACCAACCUUCUAUAAAAGUUGUGAUUAUAAAGCUGCUUUGGCUUGAUUCAGGACCAAGCCUUUUAAUUCUUCUUUGUUUUCUUUUUCUUUGUGGUCUGUUAGAGUGGAGAUGGUUGGGAUGUUUUUUACCACUGGGUAGCAAAAGGGCUCAGGGCUCAGUGUGUCCUUCAGAAGUUUUCGAGAGGUUGCGUUGGCAGCCACAGGUUCAAACACAGAUUAGUUGCAGAACUCCAAGUAAUGCCUUAACUUGGUCAACGUAUUGCCAAGUAUCACUUGUAUCACUAGAUAGCGAGACCAGCUUAGCAAAACUGUUUAUCAGUAGUAACACGAGACCCCCACCAAAAAGCAGUUUUAAUUUGGAGCAGAGGAAGCAGUCAUAUUGCAAAGCAAUCCAUUUGAGUUUGUUGAAUGCAGCUGACGAUUGGUGAAUGUACAGUAAGUAAAGAAGCCCCACUUCUCAGAGUCUGUCUGGCCAAAGACCUGCUGUCCUGCCGGCACAGAAACGGGAAGAAGAGCUGAUGCCAGUCAGCUGAGCCUGGGUGAGCAGCUGGCUUUCAGAGUACCCACUGUGACUAAAGAAUGGCAUAAGAGAACUUGGAAUUGCUGCUUUUUUCGGGUACAGAUCAGUUCCCAACGUCUGCCUUUGGUCUGCAGUGCUGCACGUGGCUCCUCUGCGUUGGGAAGGUUGUUACCUGAGCUCCUUUAUGAGAAGGAGCCUGUAUCAGCCUGUGUUAGAGGCUGCUGGUUGUCUCUUUUUAAAAACAAAACUUAAAUGGAUCUUCCUGCUAUGGCAGCACUGUUUUGUCACCAAGAAUACAGCAGCUCAGUUUUCUGGAGAAGUGGUUGAUCUUGGAGAUGAGAGCAUGAGAAGUUACAGCUGAGAGCUACCUGCUGCUGGGUCACUCCCCUGGAUAAGAGGGAAGAGGGCUUAGGCCUGGGGGGGUGUCUCAAGUUGAGUCUCAUGCUAUAAUUUGACUUUUGGGGAUCUGCUAAAAUACCUGAUUUUCCUUCACAAAUCUGAAGAGGCUUUUUCCCUUUUUUUGGUAGUAAUUAAAAAAACCUUAACUGACAUAAAUACAUGUAAGUCUUAACUGUUGAAAAUGUCAAAGGAAAUCUGUGGAUAUGACUCUUCAGCGAUCGGAGUGAGAGCUGUGAUAGCUUUUUGACUUUUUCCACAGUUGCAACGAUACCCGCUAGGAUGGCCCCUGCUUUUUCCCAGAUGCAGCUCCUGGGCGUCUCGUGCAGGUUUCGAGGCCUUUGGGAGGCCGGUUGCUCGGCCUUGCGAGGCCGUGUGUUUCGGGAGCAAUGAGGUAGCCUUCUCCCUAGUUCAGCCUUUUCGGAUGGGGAGCUUUCAGUGUUGUACACAGCUGGCACUGGCUGUGGUUUCUUUCCCGGGGCUGUUGUAGUACACUGCUGGCGUGGAAGCGAGAGCGCCAUCGGGGAUUUCGCACCCUCUGCCAGGCACUGGAGGAGCAGAGUAGCCGAAGUAUCCCGUCUGGUAGGAGAAACUGAGAAGUGGUGGAAAUUGCCACUUUUCUGUUUCCUUCGCAGUUGGCUGGCAUUGUCCUUCAGUCAAAACCGGUGCUCACCACUUCGGUUGUGCCAGGAACUGCACGGGGUGUCGCUUCUGUCCCAGAGACACCUGUGAUUUCUAUCCUUUCACUCGAUUUGAUAGUCUUUUUGGAAAAUGCUGCCGUUGCAAUGAGGUAACGGGUUGUACAGAGCUGGUUAUCUGCUGCUUUGUUUUCCUCUGGCACAGCAGAAUUGCUGGAGCUGUGGGUGCCUGAGGAAUUACCUCCAAGCACUUAAAAAAAAAAACCCAAUUGCUUUGAAAACAAUGUUGCUGAAGUGUCUCCUUAUAUGCUGGGGUGCUGCAUUAGACGCCUCUUCCUCACUUACACCGCACUGUCAUAUGCUGAGAGCAUUUGGGCGAGGAACGCAGGUGUGGGAGCAGCUUUACCUCUGGGUUUAAGUGGGCUUCACGCUCACCUGCGCCCCGGGGAGAACUUGUUCCUUUUGCUUUGUGUAUUGGAAACAUGAGAACUAUAUUUUUGGACAAAGCGUUUCUAAGCAGUCUUAUAAGGGAUUUUAUUUUUUUAAAAAAAAGGUGCAAGAUUGAGUGCAUGUUUACUUGCCCCAGAUCAAAGGUUUUGAACACUAAGGUCACUAUCUGUUGAAUGGACCCUCCUCUUGGCGCUCUUCUGUCUUCAGGCUAUUGAAGCUCCUGCCCUCUUUCUCUACCAGUUUUACUGUAACUACUUUUUUGUUUCCAGGAGAAAUAUAUAUACAAAAAUUCUAAGCAAUAAAAUGUUAAAGCCAUAAAAUCAUGAGUGUGGGAAGACCCUCUUCACAAGUUUUAACAUAUUUGUAUGUAAAAUGAUGUUUGUAUGAAAUAUUUUCAUGGUAGAAUGAAUACUUAAAAAAAAAAAAGUUCCAGUAAGAUCUAAACCAAAUUUAAAAGGAUGUCUUUUUGUAAGAUGCAAGUGUAAUUGAUUACCAAUAAGUAGAUCUUUUUUUUUUUUUUAAAGGGGAGAUGCAACAAAUGAUCUUUACAAUUACAAAUGGUCGUUUCUGCUAUUUGGGAAAGUAUUUAUGCAGCAUUACACACGGCUGUCAUAAAUAAUUGCAAUAGCAAGGCCAGUCACAUCUUCAGGACAUACCUCUCAGCUUGUCCCUCUGUGAUAUUGUACAAACGGAUCCAUCCCUCCUUUCUGCAGAUUUCCUCCUAGAAAACUUUUCCUACUGUAACUGUACUGAAUUUAACUCUUGAGCUAAGAUCCAGACUAAAAUUGUGUAUUACUUAACAGUUUCUGCUGGGCCUUCUGCUAUUUUAAUACUCUCUAGCCCAUAAUUACUGGGUGUCUCUGUUCUGAAGAACUAAGUGCUAAAGAAUAAUCCUUGGGGUAAGCUUAUACGUGUGUUAACAGUUAACCCCGGAGUAUUUAACUUGUAUACAGUACUUGAUAGGUGUUUUAUGACAUUUGUACUCGAACUAUGAGCCUUACUGAACAUCUGUAGGUUUAUUCAUGACUUUUAAAAAAUGGAUAACUCUAAGAAAGAUGUUUACAUGAAUGAUGAUUGCCCUUCCUUUGAUGUUAUGAAUGAGGUUUUUAUAGUGUGUUUGGGUGUAUGUGCAAGGAAGUAAGAAAAAUGUUUCUGGGGAAAAAUAGACUUGACAAACAUUUGUAAUAAGUGAAUUUUAAAUAUUGCUUUAAUUGCGCUAUGAAGGCAAUGCAGAUAUUAAAAUAUUCAACAGAA